Messenger RNA from Trichoderma virens Gv29-8, 2085 nucleotides. RefSeq lists its product as uncharacterized. Gene Ontology annotation, molecular function: zinc ion binding; DNA binding; DNA-binding transcription factor activity, RNA polymerase II-specific. The transcript has 5 exons. Lineage: Eukaryota; Fungi; Ascomycota; Sordariomycetes; Hypocreales; Hypocreaceae. The coding region runs from base 1 to 2085 and encodes 694 amino acids. The record is from RefSeq and is a predicted model, not a curated record. Gene Ontology annotation, biological process: regulation of DNA-templated transcription; DNA-templated transcription.
AUGGCUCCGGAAAUGGAUCGUAGCAGCGUGUCACCAAUCACCGACGAGGCUGCAGCGUCGCCAGCGAGAUCAUCGAAACGAGCUUGUGAUCAGUGCAAACUCCGCAAGGUCAAAUGCAGUCUCUCCCAACCAUGUGCGACAUGUCUCUCUAGGAAUUUUGAAUGCACCUAUCUAAAGCCCCAAAGGAAACGUGGCCCACUUGGGAAUCGCUUGUCGCAAAUCCAGCGGCAGCAAAUUCAGCUCACUAAGCAAAAUCACUUUGACGAGAGCAACGAGAUGUUGAGCCCAUCUGACUCCCGGCAACUCCCUACGCAGAGCAAUUUAGAGUCAUAUCAGUCUCUACCGGAAGCAAACAAUGAUUCGACGCAAUUGGAGGAUGUGGUAGAUUUCAUCUAUAAGGACCUGCAGGCGCCUGGUACAAAUAUUGCUGCUUGUGAGGUCGACUUCGCUGCACCAAGUAUGCAUAACGGCUUUAGAACCAGUAACAAUUAUGACGCAGAAUACUGGCCACCGGAUAGAGUGAGCAUGCAAUUAUGUCCUUUUGGCCUGCCUCAGACCAACCUUUUCGUGGACUCUGCUCUUCCGCUCAUCGUGGAAACAAAUUCCGAUGGCAAUGGCGUUGUGCAGCAUGAACCCAGCCACCCUCGACCACCCAUGUACAACCUCUUACCCUCACAGAACGGUUUCGAAGCCACAGACAAUAUAUGGCCGUCUUCUAUCAGCGAGGUCAAUCUGAUUCCAUGGAUAGAGGUUUAUUUUGAUCGGUUGCAUCCAACCUUACCCGUUCUCAAUCGCUCCUCUCUGCUUAGCAGAAUGUUCCUCCACGAGCACCACCAGAAUCCUCUAUUUGGAUCCAUGCUCUUAGCCCUUUGUGCAUUUGCGAUUACUCAACCCAUCUUGAUUAAUGAGCGGUCGACGACUUCAACACGAGCUAAUCAAGCUAAGAGACUCAUGAAUGAGGCCAUCAAGAUGCGUAGUUCUGCCGACUUUGGUGAAAGUCCAGAACUGGAAGCGGUUUUAACCAGCUUCUUUCUUUUCGGUUGCCUCUUUGGUAGCAACCAGCAUAAUGCUGCAUGGCUUCGAUUGAGGGAAGCGGUUGACUUGGCUCUUACCAUGGGUUUGAAUAAGCCAGACUCAUACCAACUCCUUUCCAAUGAAGAAAAAGGCCAACAUAUUAGAGUAUACCUGAUUUUGUCAAUCACAGAAAAAGCAUAUGCUAUUCAACGCCAGCAUCCUAUCAACUUCCGGCUAAUUCCAGGAUUCGAUCGGCCACUUUCAAAUGAUAUCAUUCACGAUUCCUCCCACGGUCUUCUAUCUGGCGUGGUUGUCUAUAAUGAGAAGGAUGCUGCUGCACUGAUGGGAUUAUCUCUACUAAUGGAACUCUUUUGUGUCAUAAAUGAUGACGAUAUUAACUGCUGGAAUGGCACUUGCGGUGCUAGUCAGGGCUGUUGCAAGAAGCAUGACGAGAACGAAAUCUUGUCACUGCAUAAGAGCAUGUCCCGCGUUGAUUGUCAGCAUCACUUCAGAGACUACGAUCGGAUCAACCUCAACGACUCGAACGAACCCCAAAGGGUAGCCGAAGUUCCUUUCGGCUUCAAUAAACAGUGUCUUAUUAGUCAAUUCGCCGAUAUCCUCAUAACGCAAAAGUGGCUUCAGAACCGCAUUUGGCAACUCUGCUUGACUCAUAGUCUUCUCAAGGCUCAAUCGGAGCAUGGUGAGCUCACUUUUAAUUACGCCGUUUCCAUCGCAGAGUCAACGUUAGACCUCUGUCAAUCUUUAUCUCUGCAGUCAAUGGAGGCUCACGGCAUUGGUAUGAUCGAAAAGCUUUACGACAUCGCGACUGCCUCAGCAACUAUCUUAUAUAGUCCUGUAUUUUCUGUAAAGAUGGCAACCACCAGAAGCGUACCUGCGUACAGCAACAUAUCGCAAUCACAACAGUCAGACUCCAUACGUUAUGCGGCUUCGAGGGGGGGAUUGUGCGGCAAUUACUUGAAAAUUUUCUCUACACUACGCGGUGGCAACCACCCGUAUCUUGAGAAGUACAAGGCUCAUCUCCGCUCUAUAGGUCAAGACCCAAACUCCUAA